Dufourea novaeangliae is the source of this 3538-nucleotide messenger RNA. RefSeq names its product ATP-binding cassette sub-family G member 4. Bases 387 to 2324 code for a protein of 645 amino acids. The transcript is spliced from 13 exons. The record is from RefSeq and is a predicted model, not a curated record. Gene Ontology annotation, cellular component: plasma membrane. Gene Ontology annotation, molecular function: ATP hydrolysis activity; ATP binding; ABC-type transporter activity. NCBI's taxonomy places the organism in Eukaryota, Metazoa, Arthropoda, Insecta, Hymenoptera, Halictidae.
UGGCCAACGGUUCGCGUUUCCUGCGUAUGCAACGCGCUCUGCCGCGUCCCCAUGAAUUUUUCGAUUGCAAACGGUGGUCGUGCACGCGACACUCUUACCCGCGCUUUCGUCGCAGUAAGCUCAUGUUCGAAUUUUCUUUUGUGACCGUUUAAAUGCACGCGACGACGUCCUGACACCAGUCGUGUUUUCAUUGUGCUAGGAACCGGUCACGCCGAAAUUACACCGCUGAGGUUGACACGGAAAGCGAUUCACCGUUCCUUCGACAUCCUUGCGCUGCGCGGUGCUGGUUCGCUUAUGUCCAGCUAAUCGUUCAGCGUUCGAGCACUGAUUCCCCACUUUGGCACUCGACGCCGAGGCUCAAACGAACCGCCGCCGCAACCGCCACGAUGGAGGUAUUGAUGCACGAGGCGAGCAACGGCCAGGAAACGAAUCCGACCGGCCCGUUCAUUUACUCGAGCGGAAAACAAUCGGUGAAAGAGAAACUGGACGACACGCGAACGGGGAAGAACGAGGCGCGUUUCAUGGAAACAGCCGCGGCGGACACCAUUGACAUCGCCUUCGAGAACAUCACUUAUACGGUGUCGCUUGGCUACAGAAAAGGACAAAAAGAAAUAUUACAUGGCAUUAACGGAAGGUUGCCGGCGAAACAGUUGAUCGCAUUGAUGGGGCCAUCCGGAGCGGGGAAGUCGACGUUGUUGGACGUUCUGUCCGGAUACAGGAUAACCGGCGUGAACGGCGACGUCUCCAUCAACGGACGAACCCGACACAUGAACUCCUUUCGAAAAUGCAGCGCGUAUAUCACGCAAGACGAUCGUUUGGAGCCGUUGUUGACGGUCGCAGAAAACAUGAAAGUGGCCGCUGACCUCAAGCUGUCGACGAAGAUUCCUCGACACGAGAAGGAAACGAUAAUCGAGGAAAUUCUGACCACAUUGGGCUUGUACGAGCACAUGAAGACGCGAGCUGAGAGGCUGAGCGGAGGUCAGAAGAAACGGCUGUCUAUUGCUCUUGAGCUGGUCAACAAUCCCACCGUUAUGUUCCUCGACGAGCCAACGACCGGUCUGGACAGUUCGUCUUGCAUGCAAGUGGUGAACUUACUGAAGUUGCUUGCGCGUCAAGGAAGAACGAUCGUUUGCACCAUUCAUCAGCCUAGCGCGUCCCUUUUCCAGCAGUUCGACCUGGUUUACGUACUGGCGAAAGGGGAGUGUCUGUACCACGGUGGGACCGGCCAACUGAUCCCUUAUUUGGAAAACAUCAAGCUACCGUGUCCUAUGUACCAUAACCCAGCCGAUUACAUAAUCGAAUUGGCCUGCGGUGAAUACGGCGAAGAUAAAGUAUCGUUGUUAAUAAACGGCUCGGAAAACGGCAGGAGCCUGCAGUGGUUUAAAGAUCCCGAUAGUCUCACGGAUGCAAAAGGUUUGAGAGCGUUGCAUCCACAGAAAAAGAAUAACGAGACGGAGGGUUAUACGAGCUUGCAGGCGACACCGUUGCUGCAUCAAAUCAAGAUCUUAAUGGGAAGGGGUUUUCUCAUGUGCAAAAGGGACACGACAUUAACGCACUUACGAAUCCUAGUCAAUAUAGCCGUCGGCUUCAUGCUCGGCUCGGUGUUCCUUGAAAGCGGCGUGGACGGUGCCAGAGUACUAGACAACUAUAAUCUUCUAUUUUCCAUUCUCAUACAUCUUAUGAUGACCACGAUGAUGCUUACUAUAGUCACUUUUCCUAUGCAAAUGAGCAUCCUGAUGAAAGAGCAUUUCAACAGGUGGUACAGCUUGAAAGCAUUCUACGCGGCCCUAACGUUAAUCGACCUACCGAUCUCGAUAUUCUGUUGUCUGGCUUUCAGCCUGAUUGUGUAUUUCAUAACGUCCCAACCGAUGGAGAUUGCACGGUUUCUGAUGUUUUUCUCGAUCAGCCUGCUGGUGUCGUUCAUAGGCCAAGGAACUGGUCUCAUGAUCGGGGCGGUGUUCGAUGUAACUAAUGGAACGUUCUUGGGACCAACGUUGUCCGUGCCAUUGAUGAUGUUCGCCGGUUUCGGUGUGUCGUUACGCGAUAUACCGAGUUAUCUGAAAUGGGGCACAUACGUCAGUUUCCUACGAUACGGCCUGGAAGGAUACAUCAGUGCCAUAUACGGAUUCAAUCGGCCGUUGUUAGACUGUAAAUCAAGGAACAACUUGUAUUGCCACUACAGGUAUCCGUCGAAAUUCCUCGACGAUAUCGCCAUGGACGGGGAACAGUUUUGGAACGACUUCGUGGCAUUAAUCACAAUACUUCUCUUGACUCGGAUCGCGGCUUAUCUGCUUCUCAAAUGGAAGAUCAUAUUCGUACGAUAAAAGAAAAAAAAACACAAACCGAAGUCAUGGUUUCCAAUUAAGAACCACGUGUUUUUCGCGACUCGUUGAACUUUGACUGUCCACAGUCUGACAAUAAGCAACUGUUUGUCGGUUGUUUAACCUUACAAGUGAAAGACGCGUGUGAAAGAGUAUAUUUGUCGGUCCACACGUUAGCCAGUAUACUUAAUUUAAAGUAUAAAACCAGGUGCACGGUGUGCUGCGGCCUAAAUGUAUCACAAGUAUUCGACUCUUUAAAUCCGAGACAAUUUUUUUGUGAACAUUUAGCGAAAUUCACGCCUCAUAACUUGCCAGUAUCAUCUGGAAAAAAACACAUUCGACUAAUCACCAUGUACAAAACGUCUGUAUUCCUUAUAAUUAUUAGGGCAGUCCAUAACUGCACUGUACAUUUAUUUUACAAUGAAAUGUUAAAAGUAAGUAAUGAAUUUUUAGGGAUAUUAAGAAAAAGCUGCCAUCUUUAGGCAGAAACGCAGCGAUUAGAGAGAUAACGAGAAAACCCAGAAAAAUAUCAAAUGUAUCCUCGCGAGCAAACUUGGCAUCCGCUAGGAGAAAAAGUGGCGUUGGAGAGGGACUUCCUAAAAUUUGGUAUCAGGAAUCAUUGAAAUAUGUAGCAAAUUAACAUUGGAUUUAACAUUUAUUUCAGUACUGGAAAUAAAUUUACCAAUUGGUAGGAGGCCAUUCUACUACGUUAGAUUUUUCCCUAGCGGAAGCCGAGUUUGCUCGUGAGGGUACUGGGCUUGUUAAAUCGGGGAAAGUUUUAUUAACUUUAUUUCCGGUCGACACGUUACAACGUGCAAUUGCUCUGAACAGAGACGCAAAUGGCUAAUGAAUGAGUAAUAUAGGUACUAUUAAAUAGUAAAUUAGGUAUAAUCUAAGAUUGAUAUUACUGCGAGACGAUAUCUUCCGAUAUCGAACGUGAUAUUUAAGGAUUGCUCAACGAAAGUCAAUUAGCAAUGCAUACGAGCUUUUUACAUGUCGCGGGUUUCCUGCCAAAGUAUAGUGGGAAACGUUCCGUUUCCAGUUAAAACUGUUGUAUAUAACUACAGGGUUUAAAUUCUAUUUAAGACACUUUUUUUUUUGUAUAGAUUAUACUACACUACAAAGUUUCUUCAUUCCUUCGAUUCAUACGUCUGACUCUCAAUCACAUAUGUAUGUAAGGUAUUUUUAUACAACUAUUUUGUUAACAACUUUACACU